This is a messenger RNA of Tachysurus vachellii, 7375 nucleotides long. It is a transcript of the gene nab1b, whose product is annotated as NGFI-A binding protein 1b (EGR1 binding protein 1). Bases 584 to 2047 code for a protein of 487 amino acids. Gene Ontology annotation, cellular component: nucleus. Gene Ontology annotation, molecular function: transcription coregulator activity; transcription factor binding. The record is from RefSeq and is a predicted model, not a curated record. Gene Ontology annotation, biological process: negative regulation of DNA-templated transcription. The transcript is spliced from 8 exons. Lineage: Eukaryota; Metazoa; Chordata; Actinopteri; Siluriformes; Bagridae.
UGUGUUGACGCGGUGCACAGCAGAGAAGUCCUCCCACGCGUCCUCGUGACGCACGUCUCUGCGUGGGCGCGCCACGCGUGGGAGUGCGAGCGCGCGAUUGUAGCAGCGCGGAAUAUCCCAUCUCUGUCUGUAGGGGAGUGAGAGAAGAGAGAGAAAAGAAGAAAAGAAAGAAAGGCGGAAGCGCGUAUAGUGCGUCUACUAUUUCUCUUUAUUUCACUUCUCACUCUUCUUUUUUUAAUCGUGUGCACCUCCGGGUUUUGACAACACACACACACAUACACACACACGCAUACACACACACACGCAUGCACACAUUGUGUAAACGGAAGAGCGGAACUACCUGCUCUCUCUCUCUCUCUCUUUCUCUCUCUCUCCAUCGCUCCGAUGUCGCGCAACACUUCACCUUAGUGACCCGACAAUUUCUCUAUCUGUCUCUCUUCUUCUUUUAAACUUUUUCUUACUAUUAUUAUUAUCAUCAUCAGUAAAAUCGUGCAUAAGGAACCGAAUCGGAAGAAAAAGAAUCCGCGAAGGAGAGAUUUUCGGGGGAAUUUGGGAAUAGAGCUAAAAGAAGUCCAGAAAGGUCAUGGCGGCGACUUUGCCCAGGACUCUUGGCGAGUUGCAGCUCUACCGCAUCCUACAGCGGGCCAACCUGCUGUGCUACUACGACGCGUUCAUCCAGCAGGGCGGCGACGACGUGCAACAGCUGUGCGAAGCAGCUGAGGAUGAGUUCUUGGAGAUCAUGGCGCUGGUUGGGAUGGCUAGCAAACCGCUGCACGUGCGACGCCUCCAGAAAGCUCUGCGUGACUGGGUGACCAACCCGGCACUGUUUAACCAGCCGCUCGCUUCACUUCCUGUCUGCAGCAUCCCUGUCUACAAACUUCCUGACGGCCCCGUGCUGCCUGUCAAAGUUCCUAAAACAGAUCCGCCGAAAACUGAAGCAGGCAGCGGGAGCUCGUCGGCCACCGCCUCGCCUCUGCUGAGUGGCAACGAGCCGCGUUUCUGGGCCGAGCGAAGCCUCUCGCCGGCCGAGCUCGGCUCACCCUCGUCCCCACUGCCGCGUGACACCCUUGAAGCUCUUGACAUCGCCGCAGUCCAGGCCGUCAGUGAGUGUGUAGACAGGAUGGCUCGUGCGUUACCCAAAAGUGACCCGGCGGAGCUGAGAGAGCAACUCAAGGCUAACAAGAAGCUCGCCAAAAUGAUUGGCCAUAUCUUCGACUUGAGCGACGAUGACCCGCGCCGGGAGGAGGAGAUUCGCAAAUACAGCGCCAUAUAUGGACGCUUCGACUCCAAGAGGAAGGACGGCAAACAUCUCACACUCCACGAGCUGACGGUGAACGAGGCAGCAGCUCAACUGUGUAUAAAGGAAGUGGCGUUACUCACGCGCAGGGACGAGUUAUUUGGACUCGCUCGCCAGGUCUCCAGAGAGGUCACCUACAAGUACACAUACAGGACCAGCAAAUCUCGUUGUGGAGACAGAGACGAGCCGUCACCGAAGAGAAUUAAAACGGAGCAGGAAGGCUUUUUUGACCUGCAGGAGGCGCUACAGGCCAUCCACAUGCGUCAGGAGAGUCUGAGAGAGCAGCUGAAUCAGGCUCGCUCCAAAGGAGAGGAAACACUCACUCGAAACAUCCAGGUUCAGCUGGAGCGUCUCUUGGCUAAACAGAUGGAGAUUUUGCACGAUGCAGCGACGCAGGACAGACUGCAGGCUCUGGAGUGGCGUGUUCCUCCCGGGGCAGUUAAACACCACGCUGACUUGCACGCUAAUGCUAACACCAACGGGGUGCAGAGCAGCACCGAUAAACACACCGAGCAGCAUGGUGAGAGGCCACUAAAUCUGCGAAUAACAGGACAAAGAGGCGGAGCUUCAGAAGGAGACACAACUCUGGGAAAACAGCUGGCCAAUGAGCUGAAGAGACAUCACCAAGCCAGUGUCGAGAGCAAGGCAGCAGCCGCUACAGAGAACGGCAGUGGAGGGGAGGUGAGUCCCCAUGCUCUCAACCUCUCAGAAAAGAAAAGCAUCAAAUGUGAACCUGAGGACUCCAGAUAGCAGACCAGACCUCCCUGUUGAUUUCUAUUUAGUUCUUUUCUUAUUUUUUUUUUUUCCGACUCCAUUAUGAACUGUCGUCUGUCCGUGAAUACUAAAGGAGCACAACUACAGUAGAGCCUUAAUAACCAACGUUGCCUCAGAUUUCCUUUAUUUUUUAGUUUUAAUCUUUUUUCUUUUUUCCGUUUUGCCAAAGCACCUAGUGUCCUUAUUUUCUUCCCUGAAUAGAUUAGCAUAACUUUGUGUUGUCAGUGACUGUACAUGCAAAAACCCCGCCUCCUCUCUCUCUCUCUCUCUCUCUCUCUCUCUCUCUCUCUCUCUCUCUCUCUCUCUCUCUCUCUCUCUCUCUCUCUCUCUCUCUCUCUCUCUCUGGCGUGGACUGUAACGUCCGCUAGUUGUACAUACAUUUGUUGAUACGUGGAAAAUGUUCAGAUGUUAUUUAAAUACAGUUUGUUUUGUGUGUGUGUGUAUCUAAAUGAAUGCAUGUUGUUUCACAACGUUCCAGACAUCAACAUAUUCAGCAGAUAAGCACAAACAGAAUUUUAUGGCUGAGGAACAUCUGGAUCAGGGCUGACCAUAACAGCUAGAAAAGCUGGCUGUCAGAUAUGAAGCUCGUGAGACGAAGAAAGACUUGUUAACCGUACGUUCACACUAGCAAGAGCUUGUUGGCCUGCCUGUGGGCUUGGCCUGCUCUGUGUAAAGUCUCUGUACACAUUUAAUGAGAGGUUGUACAUGACAGGAAGUGCUGUCGUUCUGCUGCGUGAAACAGUCACCAGGUUAGCGUUUAUUUGCUAAGUUUUGUUUACUAGCUAUCAUUUUAUUGACACAGUUUCAGUUAAUCCUUCUCUUUGACUUGACCACAGCUCCAAUGAGGAUAAAGUCAUUCAUUUUAAGCAAGAAAGACACACUGAUAGGAGAUUUUUUUCUUCCACAUUCUAAAAAAAGUACUGAACUAUACUGAACUGUACUGAGUACUGAACUGCACUGCUCUGUACUGAACGGUAUUGAACUGUACUGAUAUAUACUGCUCUGUACUGAGAACUGAACUCUACUGAGUACUGAACUGUACUGAACUGUACUAAGUAAUGAACUGUACUCCGUUCUUUACUGUACAGAGUUCUGAAUUGCACUGAGACCAGUGCAAUACAUAGACUCAAGUGUUACAGGGCUGUUUGGCCGUAUCUUAUCUCUCUUGCUAAGUUAGCAUCCAUUGCUUAAUUGUUGCUCUUUUGCUGAAUUAGCUUUCACUCACAAGGUUAGCAUUUUAUUCAAAUUCAGAUUUCACUUUCGACGUUAAUUCUGCUCUUGCUAUGUUAGCUCUCAUUCACUAGGUAGUGAUCAAUUAGUAGAUAAAUUUGGUUAUUAUCGGUCUGAGAAAUCGUGCAAGACGAUCAUUGGAUUCAUGUCAUCGAAUUUAAAAAGAAAACAGAGUGCCCGAUUGUCAAUCCAUCUCUCGCUGGUGUGAACGUGGGGAAACUGCAUAGGUUUACACCAUCUUAGUAAGUAAAAAAGCUUUAUUAUCUUACUCAGGGUGGUUUACAUGACUAAUUUAUAUAUAUUUUGGAAAAAAACUGAAAAAAACAGAACCAACUAGUAAUAAUAAUAAUAAAAACACGAGCAGGCAGAAGAUUAAAACAGCAGUCACAUGCACACACCUGUGAUAUUAGGUACUGAUUCAAAUAAAAUGAUUGAAAAAAAGGUUCAGCGUUUAGCGACAAUUUUUAACGUGUGCUAUAGUUUGUUAGUGAAAGAGCUACAAAGCGAAUGUUCGUCUGUGUACGUGAUGUAGUGUAAAGCGUAAAAUACCAAGUGUGUAGUAAAUAGUAGAGCAAUACCAACUAGCUGUUGUUAAUAAAACGCAGUGUGUGUGUGUGUGUGUUUACUGUACAGUGUGUAGUGUAAUAGUGUUAGUUUAGAAUAGUCUUAGAUUCUGUUGGUGUACUCAUGUAACUUAUAUGCACUAGUGUUGGACUUUAAAAUGCAUUUUUUAUACAACUUUCAUUUCUUUUUUAUAAUUUUUUUUUUCUGUAUCAUCCUUCCAGCUGAUGCUGUAGGUUUUCCCCGUAAAAAAAUCAGGUUUCCCACAGUCGUGUGUGUGUGUGUGUUAAAUGAAUACCUCUGUGAGAAUAACCGAUUGACCCUCAUGUCCAGGUGGAGAAAUGAUCUGUACGCUUUAUUUUUAUAUAAUUACUUUAUGCAAAACUUUCUUCAUUUAAGUGCCAUUUUCAAACCUCCUUUUCUUUGUUUCCUUUUUUGGAUAUGUGACUUAGAGGAUAUGGUUUUGGUUGAGUGCAAAGUUUGUGCACCCUUUGGGUACUGAGUUUCACACAUUGGGGUUUUUUUAUCUGUCAUGUAUUUAUUUAUAAAUAUGAGUGAGAUGUAAAUAUUUUUUAAAUAAUAUACACAAUCUCUAAUCUGUGUCCCAUGAACUGAGAUUUUAUAAACAGGUUUUGGAGACUUGGUGUUAAAUUGGUGUUAAAUCUUUCUUUAAAUCUUAAAAGGGUUUCUGAAAAUCAAAAAAAAAAAUAGUAGAGAGAGAGAGAGAGAGAGAGAGAGAGAUAUUCAAUAUUAUACUCUUAUACUCUUAUUAUACUAUUUUAAUAAUUGAUUUUUGUCCUGUGGUGCUUAUAGGAAACUCAGCUCAGGUCUGGAGAUUUGAUUACCACAUUCUGAAAAAAAGAGUACUGAACUGUACUGAACGCUACUGCUCUAUACUGAGUACUGAAUUGUACUGAACUGUGCAGAGUGCUGAAUUGUACUGAACUGUACUGAGUACUGAAUUGUACUGAACUGUACUGAGUAUUGAAUUGUACUGAACUGUACUGAGUACUGAAUUGUAAUGUACCAUACAGAGUACUGAAUUGUACUGAACUGUACUGAGUACUGAAUUGUAAUGAUCUGUACAGAGUACUGAAUUGUAAUGAACCAUACAGAGUACUGAAUUGUACUGAACUAUACUGAGUACUGAAUUGUACUGAACUGUACAGAGUACUGAAUUGUACUGAACUGUACAGAGUACUGAAUUGUACUGAACUGUACAGAGUACUGAAUUGUACUGAACUAUACUGAGUACUGAAUUGUACUGAACUGUACAGAGUACUGAAUUGUACUGAACUAUACUGAGUACUGAAUUGUACUGAACUGUACUGAGUACUGAAUUGUACUGCUCUGUGUUCCUGAGUGCAGUACCCUUAUACACGCACCUGUUUCACAUUUAGUAUGUAUCUUCUACUCUAAAAAAGCAAAUUCUGUCAGAUUUCUGCAUCUUAAAUGUUGUUUUUAAAGGUUCAUUAUAUCCAUGUGAAUGGUACAAGUACAAAAGGUAAAGGAAGCAAACCCAGUAAAAAGUACUGUUUAGUACUCUUUUUUUCCCCCAAUAGUGUAGGAUAAAAAACACAGGGAAAAUGUAAAUUAUUUUCUCAAGUGAAAAAAUACUACAAAUAAAAUCUAAAGGAUGAGAAAGUCUUAAAAGGAAAAAAAGACCAGAAACAAAUUUAAAGUUGAACAAUUUUUUUUCUUUAUUAUUUUGAGACUGUUAAAAAAAAGAAAAAACGUGAAAAUCUUUUUUUUUCACUGAUAAACCAUGAGGAGCACAAACUUUAAACUCACAUCUAAUCUAGUCACCUGGGUCAUUGUGAAUGGAUGUGUGUUGAUUAAUGAGUGAGGAAUCAUUUUCAGUGCACACACACACACACACACACACACACACAGAGGUUUAGAUCAGGGGUGUCAAACAUACAAUAAAGGUUCUAAUCACUAAAGGUUCCUCCAAUGGGUUUAAAUUGUAAAUGAAAAUUUGUCUUGUGGUUCUGUGAAAUGAUCUGUAUGAUCUGUGAAAGACGGAGCUCUGUUAUUCCACUUGGGGUAGUAAAAGAAAGCAAUAAUCUCCUGACAAAAUGUGAAGGAUACAUAAUCGACUAUUAUCAAGCUCAGUAAAAUGUUGACACUGUAGCUGUCAGGCUCUGACACGAUACAAUAUCUUAACGAUUUAUCUGUGUCUGCUACGAUACGAUAUGGUACGAUAUCUUAACGAUUCAUCUGUGUCUGCUACGAUACGAUUCAGAUGCCUCUGAUUGAUAGGUGACAAACCUUUACACGAAUAAUGAUGUAGAGAAUGAUGUAAAGAUUUAAAAGCAUCAGAGUUAUGAACGAAUCGAUUCAUUUCAAUUGAUUAAUUUCAAUCGACUCAGUUUGUUAUUAAGUCAUUUUCAUGUUUAAGAUAAUGUCAGAUAUAACGUAAAAAGGGGUGAAUACUUUGCAGAGGCCGAAUAUCAUUCAUCUAGGUGACAUAUAUAAUUAAUGGAAAAUAAUUACCUACUAAUGACAAUGGCACUUAGUGGAUUUUGUUAAGUAUUGGCACCCCUGAUCUUGACAUUUUUUUUAGUUGUGUAUUUUCUGUUUUUAAACUCAUUUGGCUUUAGAUUAUAACUCAAAAAUCAAGGUCAUAGUAGUGUGUAAAAAAAAAAAAAAAGUACUAAUCUGUUCUCUUGUUGGCUGGUGUGUACCUUUAGUACUCAUCCUUUAUGUGGACACGCUAUAAGAAGGUGUGAUUGAAGGUCUAAUUGAAGGUGUGAUUGUUUUUUAAAUCUAUGCUACAUCACACCACCUGCCAAAGGUGUACUUAAAGGUACCAUCAUGUACACAAGAGUACACAUAGUACCCUUUUGUUCUGAGUGAGUACACCUGAUUCAGGUUCUGUAUAUUUUUUUUACACGGGCAUUUGAAUCUAGUGUUUAAUAUUGCUGAGCCUGGUAGCUUGUUUAAUUGUGUGUGUGCGUGUGUGUGUGUGUGUGUGUGUGAGAGAGAUGUUUUUCCCCCUCUGAUGCAUGGGAAAUGAUCAGCCUUGAGAUUGUAUGUAUGUAUAUUUAGAUGGUGAUAUUUCUCAGAGAUGUUCCCAUCGUUGGUAAAAGUAGAAACAAAAGGAAUAGAGGAAACAUACACACACACACACGUUUUGAUCUGAUUAGUUUAUCAGAAGUGCUGAUACACAUGCAGCUAAUCCAUUCCCUGUAGGUCAGAACAUAUCUAAACUCCUACUUUUGUCUCCUAUUCUGCCUUCUGUCCUUUGAAGACAAUGAUCUGUGUCGUCUCGUCUCGUCUUGUCUCGUGGAAAAGGGAAACACGUGCGUUCAGGACUGUGGGAUGAAAUGUUUUUUGUGUUAUGUUUUUUUAAUCAUUAGAUGCUUUGUUCUUAUCGCUGUUCUAAGUCACUGAGUUGAUGAUUCAUCAUUAGGAUAUGCAGUAGUCACGCAUCACCUCUUGUUUUGUAAACACUAAUAUAUUUAAUUUGUUAUACAGCACACGAACAUUAAACUCUAUUUUUUUGAGAUA